ACUUUUAUUUUGCUUUGCAGCAGAGCCACGGGUUCCUUUAUGGCUCCCGGAACAAUGUCAAGCUGAAACUAAACUCCUUUAGCCGAUAAGCUGUUUUGCUUAUUAUCUCUUUGAGUAAUUUUGUUUUGAUCGUUCAAACACCACCAAAGCCUGUAGAAUGGAGAUCGGUGAUUUAUCAUGAAACUCCGCGCGCAGUAUGACAGAGGAACAUAUAGCGAGUCCAGAAGAGCGUUUAAACUGAGGGAUUCCCCUGAUCCGAUGCAAACCGAUCCCAGCCCGCAGGGAGGGAACGGGCUGUCAUUAACCCUGCAGCCGGAGCUGCUCGCCCGAAUGCCUGGAGCUGGAAGUUCCAGCGGGCCGGAAACAGACGAGGAUGUCCGGGUUCCUAUAGGCAGCUCAUCGGGGUCCACAAGCGGACGUGGCGCGACCUCGCGGAGGCUGAGAGCAGCGAGCCACAGCCACAGCCACUCCCAUUCUCACGGACACACGCACAGCCACGAGAACGAGUCGGACAGCGGCGAGUCUGACCUGGAAUCCGGAGAAUCCAGCAGCUCAUUAUCAGAGCUGCGCUACCUCCUGCGCUGGCUCAAGAAAAGUCUUCCUUUCAUCGUUAUUCUCUGUGCGAAACUAGUCAUCCAGCAUGCCCUGGGUCUGGCUGUUGCAGUGGGUUUGUUUACCACCUUUAUGUAUGUCAACAAAAGCAUUCAAACGCAAGUCUUUCUCCACGACCGAAGGACAAAGUUGCAUUGUGCCUGGCUCUUGCUGUUCCUCACAUCCUCCAGUCUCCUCGUGUUCUACACUUUUCACACUCAGUCACUUUAUCGCUGCCUCAUUUUUGUCAAUGCUACAAUAGAUUCGCACAACUUUUGGGAGGUUUUAUGGUGCGUCGGUGUGACUAACUUCAUUUUGAAGUUUUUCUUCAUGGGGCUCAAGUGUCUAAUUCUCCUCAUCCCCUCCCCACUCAUGACAUACCGGCGAAGGGGUCAGUGGUACAUGCUCAUAGAAGAGGUGGGUCAGUUGUAUCAGGUGAUCGCUCCUGUCCCGCUUUGGUUUCGCUAUCUGGUCAGCUACAAAGAGAUGGACACCUCAGUGGGUCUGACUCUGGGAAUCCUGCUAGCCUUGAUCUACCUCAUAAUGAAGCUUUUGGCCUUGUAUGGACUGUCAGGAUCAUUGCAAAAAACAUUACGGACUUUUUUCAGUUCUGAGGUGAACGGAGCUCCAGCCAGUCCUGCUCAGGUUAGAGAGGCAGGUGACAUUUGUCCGAUCUGUCAGGCCGAUUUUAAGCAGCCUCGGUUCCUCGUGUGUCAGCAUAUCUUCUGUGAGGAGUGCAUCGCCCAGUGGCUUAACCAGGAGAGGACCUGCCCCCUGUGCCGCACUGUCAUCACAGACAAGGUGCAUAAGUGGAAAGAUGGUGCAACAUCAGCUUAUUUUCAAAUCUACUGAAAUCUCACUGAAAGGAUGGAGAGACAGUGUGCGACCAGCAGUGGAUCCACAGAAUAUGGAUUGUUUUCUCCUCUCAAACAUCUCCAUUGAGCAAACAGCACUUGUUAUAAGACAAAAGGCUCUAGAAAAAGUUUGAGUUUUUUUUUUUAAUAUAUAUAGAUAUCUUGUCAAAAGGACAAAUGAUGUAUUAUUAUUAUUAUUAUUAUUAUUAUUACUACUACUACUAUUGUUGUUGCAUUUGGAGCUCCCCUAUUUUUUAGUGUUUAUAAUUUAUAUUCCUCUUUGUGUUUUUGCAUGCCAUUUCUGAUUUUACUAAUUAACUUCUGGGUGUAAGCAGAAGAAUGGAGUGGAGACAAAUGGAUUUCUUCAAAUUGUAUUUGUGGAGAAAACAAUAACAAACAAAAAAGCAUA
This is a messenger RNA of Cyprinus carpio (common carp), 1854 nucleotides long. Its product is annotated as E3 ubiquitin-protein ligase RNFT1. The record is from RefSeq and is a predicted model, not a curated record. Gene Ontology annotation, molecular function: ubiquitin protein ligase activity. Gene Ontology annotation, biological process: positive regulation of ERAD pathway. Gene Ontology annotation, cellular component: endoplasmic reticulum. NCBI's taxonomy places the organism in Eukaryota, Metazoa, Chordata, Actinopteri, Cypriniformes, Cyprinidae.